Molecule: messenger RNA, 4346 nt
Organism: Priapulus caudatus
Lineage: Eukaryota; Metazoa; Priapulida; Priapulimorpha; Priapulimorphida; Priapulidae
Product: ephrin-B1-like
Exons: 6
Coding region: 81-779 (232 amino acids)
Biological process (GO): axon guidance; ephrin receptor signaling pathway
Cellular component (GO): plasma membrane
Molecular function (GO): ephrin receptor binding
Source: RefSeq, a predicted model, not a curated record
AGAAACGAGAACAUAAUAGAUUUCGCACGGACAACACGGAUCACGUGAUCGACGUGCAGAUCGGCGACAGGGUGAACAUCAUGUGUCCCCACUACCCACGUGACUUCCCAAAAGAGCUCGCCGAAACUCACAUCAUCUAUCAGGUGACGAAAGAGGAGUACGUAUCAUGCAGGAUCCCGCAGCGGAACAUCAGCCACAAGAUCACGCGACAGAUCCUCACCUGCGACAAACCCGAGGGACACAACUUCUACACGAUCACCUUCAGAGAAUUCACACCGAUCCCGAUGGGACUAGAAUUCAAACGAGGAAUGGACUACUACUAUAUAUCAACAUCCAGCGGCAAGCCGAAAGGAUUGAAGAACCUGAGCGGAGGAAGCUGUCGAGAAAACAACAUGCGACUCAUCUUCAAAGUCUGCUGCAACUCAGAGUUGAGUACGGGUGCUGAGGAAGAAGAGAGCGUAGAUGAACAGACUCCUACUCAUAGAGUGCGCCACCGUCACAACCAACGCGAGGGCGAGGAUACACCGAACUCUUCCCACGACGAGAAGUCCGUGACGCAGCCAAGCUCUAUCAGGGGCCGAGUGACGUCACUGCCCGCAGAAUCGACAACGAGGAAGAAGUAUCAUGAAGUGGAGAUCAGAGAGAAUGAGGUUUCCCCGGAGGCCGGCGCUUACUUCAACACGGCUAGCUCACUACACACGUUACCCACUAUCGCCAACGUUGUCGUCAUCACCGGUCUGCUUUCAUUCUGCGCAAGAAUGUUGCAUUUGUCAUCGUAGUCGUAUGUGAUACCUUUUGUAUUAGCUCUGCAGCAAUCGCCUGGAAACUUGAUUGCUACUAGCCAUUUCAUUUUGGCGCGGUAAAAGUCUGAAAGCGUGCGCGCGCCAGCUGACAGUAAAAGCAUUUAAGAUGAAAGGAAAACAGGCGGGCGUUAUUACCCAUUGCGUUUUCCUGAAGAAAUAAAUGGAUGUUUUAGACCUUACUAUUAAAGGUGUGGUUUUCCACCUUAACACGACGAAAUUGCGCCUAGCCACAUGUAGCGCAAAGACUCACACAGAGUGGCAGGAUGCGCCGGUGGCUAAUUUAAGAUGAACCUACAAGACUCGCAUGAUGGCAUGACUACUUCACACAUGGCUAUUGUAAUAUCUCACGCGCGCAUAUUUGUGGGCCACGCGACUUGCAAACUUCGUCGAGCGAGGGGAGAAAUUCCGUUUUCAAACGCGAACCGAUCGAUGAACGUGUGGUACAAAUAGGAAAUAUAUUUUACUGGUUUCCAGGCACCGAUGGCAGAACCAUUGUGUAGAUUAUGGACCAAUCGGGCUCAGAUGAUGCACUGAGAUGAUUGUGAUUGGUUGACUGUAUUGUGAUUCAUGUAUAGUUAUCGUUGAGUUUGUAUGUUGGUUGUUCUUAGGUUUAAUGGUAAUUAAAAUGGCUCACCAGGUAGAAACACGAGAACAGCUGUGUGCUGACUCUGCCUGACUAGUUAUCAGGGGCAGCACUGUACGUGUUCUAUCUAUUUAGCCCAGUAUUUUUUGUAAGAAAAUAGUAAAAACUCCGCUACGAUAAUAUAAUAACGGUUGAGUUCUUAACAGUUUCGAAUUCGUAUUCUGUAAAUAGGGACGAUAGUCAUAGUAAUAUUAAUAAUACUUAAUAUUAUAGGCUAUGAAGCAUGAUCAUAAUUUUGUGUGGAUUUUCUAGCACUUGAUCACUGCCUAAUUGAAUGUUAUCUUCUACUGGACCGCCAAUGUUUGGUGCUAAUGGUGGCUGCGUGUAGGAUAUUAUUACAUGCCAACUUUCCAGAAGAGAUGGUAGAAAAAAUUAUAUAUUAUAUUACUGUGACUCGCGCUUGUUACAUGACUCCAGCUUUUAGAUCAGUAUUUUCGCAGAAUUGAACACGGUAAAAGUUGUAAAAUAGCGAGAAAAUGUUGAAAAGUCUUAUAUCAUAUAUGCUCGUGUAUAAAUUGCUGUAAAUAGCUUGCUUUACUGCAGUAGCGAUGUGCUUUGUGCCGUAUGCUCAUUUAAAUUUUAUAUCAUGUGAUACCAUUCACUGGAGUGCGUGUACGUGUGUGCGCACGGUAUCACGUGGAUGGUAUUUGACUAGAUGUGGGGUUGGAGGGAGUUGCCUCUUCAUACUUUGUGAGAAAACGUAAGAGCUCGAGUGUCCCCGACAUACAGGCGAUCGAUUAUCGGAAAUCAACCAAUCGACCGCUAAAUUAAAAUUUCUUGUUAUUUCGGCAUUUAGUAACUGUUUCGCUGGUAAAACUAACCGUUUAGGCUUGGCCGUUGAUAGACCGGCAUUAUAGAAACGCAGAAGCGGCGGUGGCGCAGCGCGGUGCAACGCGCAAGUUGCUAGGAUGAUAAUGCAGCUUCUCACGUUGCUGCUCUCUCGCAAAUUAAAUUUUGCUCACACGAACCUAUCCUAAACCAGAGAUCAGAUUUCAAUCGAUAUCAGCCGCCAUGUUGACACUGAUAUGUGAGUGGGAGAACCUGUAGACGUAUUAUAUUUAUAAUGAAUAUUAACAAUAAUUAUUAUCGAUAGGCAGAGGAGAACUGACGAAGGCAUUGUAAUGGUGAAUAGACAUUGUUCCUCCAAGAGUGGAUAGAACGGGAGGUAGUCCAUGCUUAGUUUCCAAGUAAAAAUGUGCCAUUUCCUAGUUUCCGGUUGAUCGCAAUGUCGGCUUUCCCGCGUUCCGGUUGACUUCUAUUCCCGAAUCACGAAAAAUUUAUCCGGUAUUUUCAGGAUUCCAAAUAAUUAACACGGUCCAAUUCCGCGUCCCGAAAAUAACAGCCCCCCCCCCUCUUUCAAGCUGCUGGCAUAAUCCCUGCGCGGAUUUGUUAAAAUGACGCAUCCAGAUACAAGGAAGUAACCAUGUUUAGAAGUUUGAGCUUAUUUUUCUAUAAUUGCUAAAAAGCUAAUACCUUUCCACUGGGAAUCACCACACGCCAUUUUUUAUAUUUAUCAGCAAGGAGUUUGUUAUGAUAGUGGCAAAUAUAACGUUGCUGUCUGACGUGGUUCACACACUGAAUCUAUAGGCAGUUUUGUGAUUGAAAGUAGAUAUCUACAGAACAACAAGAUUUUCUUUAUUUUGUUUGUUAGUGUGUCUUCGGGAUAUGAGCGCAAACACGUGUUAAUGUGGGCUGGCUAUAGUUAUUAUCAGAAGUAGAUAAUAGGGAAAAUUCCCUAUUAUCUACUUCUGUUAUUAUCGUAUAGUUUUACCAUCGUACUCAAAAGUGAAUGAGCUCAUUUUAGCAGUGGUAGUACAUCGAUAUAGACCGGCGUAUCCACACAUCAUACGGCUUUCAUGCACGAGCCAUCUUGCUUAGAAUUAGGCGAGCUAACCACGGUGAAAAGAAAUGAUUUCUAAAUGCGAUAGGUAGCUGAUAAUUUAAGCCGUGGUCGCCGAUGCAUUGAAUUAUAUUACGGCGGUUAAAAUGGGCAAUUCUGAGUAGAAUUCCCGACCGUAAUGCCGUGCUGAUGCGUGUGGCCUAGCAUAAUUGUACAGAUUUUCCAUGUCCUAGAGUAAUAUUGCGUGCGGAUUUAUGUCAUCCGUAAUCCAGUUUCAUUUAGUAUGGAAGGAUUUUUGUAAUCGUAAAGACGUUUUGCACUUAACAAGGACCCUAACGGUUCGGAAAUUAAUCCGGAAUAAUGAGUUAUUGAAUGCAGAAAUGCGCAGACAUUGAAAGCAGAAAUGCAGCGUGCGGCUCCGUAUAUAUACGCAUGUGCGUGAAUCCGUAAGCAAUUUUAGAACCUUUGUUUGAGAAAUUGGCAAAGUCGAGCCAGAAAAAUAGCAGUUGGAAAAGAUCCAGGAAUAUUUCCUAGCUUCCCUCUGCUCGAGCCAGCGCACGCUGCAAGCCAAUCUGUAUACAAUGUUGCCGCAUGCCACGACUCGUUACCAACUCUCUCUCUCUCUCUCUCUCUCUCUCUCUCGCAAUUUUGUGCAACAAUUAUGAGAUAAUGGGGAAGCAUUUGAUGCCGCUGCUGCGACCUCUAAUUGCGUUUCUUAUCUGAUGAGACGACUUGUGCAAACCGACGAGAUCUCGAUGAAUGCAUGCCUCCGCCGUUUACUCAAAUUUAUUCAUGCACUGGCGGCAUUUUGAUGCUUGUUGCGGGAGACAUUAAUCGUGCAGGAUUAGGGACUACAGUAGUGAUGUUGGCUGUCAUGUCUCGUGCGUACGUUUCUACGCGAUCAUGAAUCAUGUGAGAUGGUCAAAGAUGGCGGGCGAGACUACCUGGACGAAAGGUCGAAUCAGGAUUAUUUAUUUUCUGAGAUUUUGUACAUAUCUUGUACAUAAUAAUAAUGUGAAAUAUACAGUAAUAAAUGUAUAAUAGUUCUUAAAAAAAAUAA